Pyricularia oryzae 70-15 is the source of this 2035-nucleotide messenger RNA. RefSeq lists its product as uncharacterized. Gene Ontology annotation, cellular component: transcription factor TFIIE complex. Gene Ontology annotation, biological process: transcription open complex formation at RNA polymerase II promoter; transcription initiation at RNA polymerase II promoter. The transcript has a single exon. The record is from RefSeq and is a predicted model, not a curated record. NCBI's taxonomy places the organism in Eukaryota, Fungi, Ascomycota, Sordariomycetes, Magnaporthales, Pyriculariaceae. The coding region runs from base 611 to 1867 and encodes 418 amino acids.
UGUCCGUCGCCAACCUAAGCUUACAUCUUCAACCAAGACCACACCAUCUCAGCUUCGCGAAGAUUCUCUCCGCCACAGAACCGCCAAAGCAAAAGUCGAGUCUCAAAUCGAGGGUGCAAUUUCUUGGAGCUCUUCUGAUGCUUUGCGCCACCAACCCCUCAGCAGCGAGUGCGUGAACACAUCAUACACUACAGACGGAAGCUGUCGCCUCGCUACAAAGGCACGCCCAAAACCCCGGAAACUCCUGCAGGUUUCUUCCGACUCCUGCGCAACACCCGCAUAACAUUCAAAGUAGUCUUCUUAGGGGAAGAAACAAUGAUUAUUGUUACUGGGGCAAGGUAGCACCGAUUCGCGUGCUGCGGCCAGGAAGCCGGGGCUGAUCCUCCCCUCUCGAAUCUCGAAAUUUAUAAAGACGCUCGUUUCCCAGCAGACUUGGGGUUAUCGCGGUUUAGACGACAUUCAAACACAAGACGCACAGCCUCGAAUAGUAUUCUGAACCGGGUGAACGAACCCAGGCGACACAUCAAAGACACUGUCAAACCUACCGCAAUCAACCCGACGAGGGGACCUGCUCCAUUUCUUCACGGCAUCUGACUGACAGAACCCAACCAUGGAUCUCGCGCGAACGCUGGUGCGCUCCGUCGUGCGCGCCUUCUACGACACUAAGCACAUCUUGGUCGUGGACGCGCUCGUCAUCCACUCGGCCCUACGCGACGAUGACCUCGCCUACCUCAUGAACAUGAAUACAAAGGACCUGCACAAGCUGUGCGGUCGCCUCAAGGAGGACCGCUUCCUGACAGUGCACACGCGCCCGGAGCUCAAGGAGGGCCAGCAGCGGCCUGUGAACCGCAUGUACUACUUUAUUGACUAUCGCCAGACCAUCGAUGCCAUAAAAUGGCGCGUCUAUACGGUCGACAAGCAGAUGCAGGGCGUCACCGUGCCCGCCGACGAGCGCAAGGAGUACUUUUGCCUCCGCGUCGGCUGCAAGAAGGAGUACUCGCUCAUGGAGGUCCUCGACAAGCCUAGUGCCAGGGGUUUCCUCUGCCACGACUGCGGCUCCGUCCUCAAGCAUGACCCCGACGGCGGUGGCGGCGGCCACAAGCAGUCGACCCGCAUGAACGACCAGUUCAAGUUCAUCACCGGCAUGCUGCCCCAGAUCGACUCGGUCGUCGUCCCCGAGUGCACCUUUGACCUGGCCUACAACGCCGCGCGCCCCGUCGUCCGCGACGCCCUGCACCAGGUCGUGGCCAGUGUCGCCGUCGAGCCCACUCACCGCCAGGCCGCUGUCAAGGGUCUGGCUGACACGGGCCCCAAGUCCAUCGAUAUCAACCUCUUGUCGGCCAACGGGCCCUCCGAGGCCGACAAGGAGGCCGAGCGCCAACGCAAGGCCAAGCACGCCGAACAGAAUGCCCUGCCCAGCUGGAUCGCCCAGAGUACCAUUAGCGGCGAGGCAUAUGAGCUCGACCCCGCCAGGACCGGCGCCGUCGCCGGCGCGAUCGCCAGCACGACCACGACCGAGACCAAAAAGGACGCGAUGGACGCAAAGGACCACGCCGAAAUCGACGACUACUUUGCCAAGCUCGCCAAAGAGCAAGAGGCUGAGGCGGCCAGGAAGGCGGCCGAGGCCGAGGAGGAGGAUGAUGACGACGACGAGGACGACGAUGGCAUGUUUGAGGAUGUCGUUGCCGGCGGCACCCCGGCCGUGGAGACCCCCAAGUCGUCGUUGAAGCGCGAGGCCUCUUCGGGCUCCGAGGGCAAACCUGCAAAGAAGGUCAAGGUUGAAGAGCCAAGUCCAACAGUAAAUGCCGCAGCAGACGCCGCUGGAGGCGAUGAAAGCGAUGAUGAGAUUGAAUUUGAGGAUGUUUAAGGGCGUUUAUUUAUUCAUUGUUUUUCUUUUCUCUUCUUCUUUCUAUUCUUGUAAUCUAUUCACACAAUUCGGGGACAAAAACAAAACAGGGAGCACUAAAAUUACGAAGCAUAGAUUAUACCAGACACCACGCGCAAGCAGAAUUAAUCAUUACCAUAACCAUUGACC